Messenger RNA from Anopheles merus, 7577 nucleotides. RefSeq lists its product as uncharacterized. The transcript is spliced from 2 exons. The coding region runs from base 1189 to 2079 and encodes 296 amino acids. NCBI's taxonomy places the organism in Eukaryota, Metazoa, Arthropoda, Insecta, Diptera, Culicidae. The record is from RefSeq and is a predicted model, not a curated record.
AGUGAUGGAUUGGGACCAAUAUGAUGUCGAUGAUACUCACACUUGUUGCUAUUUGGUUUGAUGGAAUGAUUGAUCGUACACAUGCAUAAUUAUUGCUGGUGAUGGAUAAUGGUAAUACCGCUGCUCGGUUGAUGAGUUCUGUCUUGCUCCUGUUAUUUUGUUCACAUGUGUAUGCAAAAUCGUGUCUUGCGUUCAUCUUUCGUUUCUCACCACACUUACUUUGCAACGAAUGCGUUAUGGUGUUGCAUAGGUAUGAUUUAUCCAGCAAUACAACUGGUGAUACGCGCCAAAUACUGAAUCCCUUCUCUUCCUCUACUCACCUGUUGCGGAACGCGUGAAUGAACGGAUAUGGAUCGACUUGUUUUGUGUCUGUAUAUGGUUGACUGCACUAUUUUGCACCAUCUUUCAGCAUCAGUUUGGUUUGUUUGUUGGUUUUUAGUUUGUGUUUUGGACGGGUAUGUAUAUUGUUUAGUUUCUUUUAAGCCCCAUCAUUUUGCUGUGUGCAAAAUUUAAUGUAUGUUUUACGAUUAAGAUUGCAAAUCAAUGCAUUUUGUUCUCCUUUUGUUUUAAUCAAAUCUAUUUUUUUAAAGUUACUCAAAAUUCGACAAUGAUUGGUUUGUUCUCUGUGACAUUUUGAAAACAGAUUGUGAAGUACUACUGAAUGUCAUUUCUAGCUUUGCUCACGCAAAUAUAGUCCUACAUCUUUUUUCAAUAUAUUGUGCAUAAGAACGAAAAACAAUUGAUUUCACAGUUUUGUUGGCGUUAUCCCUUUAUGUUGUUUUGAUCAGUUCUCCUUUUUCUAUUCCUACCCUUUGUGGCUAACGGUCUUGAUGAGUGAUGCUGAAGACGAUGCCCGUUCUGCGGACAUUCGGCAAUCACGUAGCCUAGCGGGAGCGCGACCUGCCGCCCGUGUCCCCGGUGGUGUCCCCCGUGGCCGUCAGUGCGGCAGCUGGCGGUGCCGCCGGCAGUCGCGUCAGUAGUGGCGGUGGUGGUAUUGGUGACGGUGACACCCAUCACGACAUUUACUACUAUCAUCCGCGGCACGACUGCCAAAGCCACAGCCUCGAGCACAACUACGAGAGCGAACACAAAAAAGCACACAAACAACAGCACAACAAUCACUAUGCCACCUAUCACUACACCGGCAAGUCUGGCCACCAUCAUCCACCUCACCAUCAUCACCAGUACAUGUACACCAGUAACAACAGCAACAGCAGCAACAACAAUAACACCAGCAACACUAACCACCACAACCAACCGAACGGGCCGGGCAGUAAUGGCAAUGGCGGCAGUGGCGGUAACGGCGGCGGCAACAAUCAGUCGAAAGGUCGCGCGAAAGCCAAGCGCAACGAGUACGAGCGCCCCGGUGGUCCGUCCCCGGGCGGCACUAAUCCCACUGCUGCCGCCGGUGCGGCCGGUCAGUACGGUGCCGGCGGCAGCAGUCCAGCCGGCACCGUCGACCACGGGGGCAAGUCCUCGGCCAAAAGUCGGCAGCUAAGCUGCGAGCUGUUCGAUCCGCCCGGCUACGGUGAGCCGAAGCACCACGGCAAGCACCACACCAAGAGCAAAUCACAAUCGCAAAUGCUGCUGCUGCCAGCACCGACCGCCACCAACACCGCCACACUGCCCGCCCACAUGCUCACGUCCGCCGGUGCACCGACGCAUCCUUCCUCCUCCUCCUGCUCCUCCUUCCAUCGCGCCUCCCUGUCCGAUUCACGCGAAACGUCUCCCACCUCUCCUUCGCCACCGCCGCUUCCACCGCUGCCGCUCGGUGGCCAUGCCGCAGGCGGCAAUACUGCCAAACACCAGCCGCAGCAAAGUGUGCAAAAUGGCAAACAACAAACAUCGCCAGCAUCGUCACCGACGAUCGCCCGACGCUAUCAGGCGAGCAAUAAUGCAAAUAAAUCACACUACCACCAUCACCAGCAGCAAGCGCUGCCCCUAACGCCACCAGCAACACAGCAGCAGCAACAGCAACAACAGCAACAACACUACACUAAAAAACACACUCAGAAACAUCAGCAACAGUCGCCGGUAAAUAAUAGUGCCAAUGGGCACGGCAGCAGCCGGGCCAGUUAGUUGCAGCGACGGGAAGUGACAGAUCGCACCGUGGGUGGGCGGGUGGCCGAUCGGGUCGGUUGAGCAAUGCCAGGGAAGAAAACACUCGAAAGACGUGGAACGAAUACAUUAAACGCUCAGAACGGUGCCGGACACGAUCAAACAGCAUCUCUGUUUACUAGCAAAUCACAAUAUUACCGGAACGACUCGGCGUGGUGGGGGUGUAUGGGAUGGGGUGAGCUGCGUGUGGUCAAUUUCUCUUCGGUGCAGUCGGUGCAACAAUUGUGCUUCAAAUGUUGACGCACACAAAUGCAAACACAAAAAAUGUGCGACGCAAAAACACGCCCGUUUGCGAGAGUGUGUACACACAAGUGGUCGCUUCUGGAUAAGUCCUCGGGAUCACACCGUGGCACGAUUCAUUCCCAUCUCCAUGGGGCAGUUGUUCCUACCUUCUUCCUCCCAUCAUGGCAGCUGCUAAGCCGGUUCCUUGCGCAGUGUGUGCAGUCCGAGCACAAACAGUCCGAGCAGAGCUGAACACAACGGCUGUACAUAUAGACACCACUUCUGUGUGCAAGUGGACACAGGCAGACUAGUGGUACAAGUUUGAAGGAUAAUCUGAAGAAUAGAGGGAAACGCUCACACACAAAAACGAGAAAAACAGUUCAGUAACAAAACACAGAACAAAGUAGAGAUUCAAGCGAAACGAAGCUUCACCCCUCCCCCCCACCCCAGUGGAUGCGAUGUAAUAUUUACAUACACUUCGGCGAGGGAGCUAUAAAAACCAGACCUUCCCACCAAAGGAAACAUGAUUUAUGAGUACAUUAAGAAUGUGUAGAUAAUCGGUUCAGCUGAAAAGCGGGUCAUGGGUUACGUUGGAACACCGCACCAACCGGACGGACGAAAACAAAGUUGAACGAGUGUUGGUGGUUAUUGCUGUUGCUGCUGUACGUGGUUUAAGUGGUUCCCUUCCUCCCCAAUUCCUCCGUGCUUCUCCCUCUUUCCUAUUCCACUCGCAGGGGUUUCUUAAGCGCAGCCUUUUCCCUAGUUUAAAAAUCAUCAACGCGCGUCAACGGCGAAUGGUAGAAAAUAAAUGGCUGGUAAACUGUAGCGUCACUCGCCAGCGUGUCCGUAACAUACCGGUGCACACUUACGCUCCUCACGCGGAUCCAAUGCACUGUACGAUUAAUACUUGCACAAAUGCUUUAUGCGUGGUGGCAGAGCUAUAUGCUACCGAUGCUGCCUCAUAUCAUGCUCACUGAUUUCACCAUCAUCUUCACUUAUUAUUAUAACUCACUCAUUUAGUCUUUUUUUUACAUUUUUCGACCUGUAUCCGACAUAUUCUUAAGUUUUUUUAAUCAUAUGUAUAGCUUUAACGUAUUGUAAUUUUAUUUGUUUUUCUGUGUCAACGCUUCCAGGUACUCCAAGAAAUGAAAUUUAACCUUUAAUGAUAAAAUUAAACAUGCAAAAUUUACUAUUUGAUAAAUUAAGUAAAUAUUUUUACGUACUGUUGUUUCUUUUUAACUGAAAAGGUUUAAUUAAUUUCAUUAAUGAACGCGUUGUACGACCACGUUGUUCUCUUAUACUGCAAAAAUCUAAACUCUUCGAUACAUCAAACAUUCUAAAAGAUGACAUAAGUACCACAAUCAAUAUUCAUGAAAUGUUUCGAAAUAAACAUAUUAGGUUUCUUCAAAUUAAAUGAAUACCCGCAUAUGAUGCGUUUCAUGAACGACAGCUAUUAUAUUUUCACUUCCCAUGCAAGCUAAUCGUAUUAUCGUGCCUCUUUUAACAAAUUUGUUUCGUUGGAAAUGCUGUGUACGAGUGCCGGUUAAUUGUACGCUCUAGAUACACGGAACCUAUUCAGCAAUUGAUAACGCUUCCACAAAACCUUUGCACGUGAACAGAACAUGUCGUGGGGGAAUUGUUAAAUACCGAGCAUGGUGUACCGGCUUGUAAAGCACACCGGCACAGUUACGUGUAUUACACCGUUGACAUUAUUGUGCUGAUUCACCUGGAAAUAACUUUCCAUCAUUGUUCGCAACUAGAUAACGCAGAACAAAAAUCAAAUACAUGUGCUGGGCCACAUACCACUAACGUUGUGAAUCGGCACAAAUGUUCGAGUACAGAAAGCCAACAUGAUUGCGUUAUAAAUAUGAAAUACUUCAUCCCUCUCUAUUCUCUUUCGCUAGUCUUUGUCGUUCCUGUGAAAAAAUCAAUAGGUAUUUUUUUCCUUGGACAUCAUUGUUAAUGGUUUUAACAUAUGGGACUUGCGGGCACGGAAUUAUGAAGUACCAGGCGUCUCCAUUAAAAUGAGAUUUUAUUGUGUCUCGAGGUUACGACGUAUUGUAGUAAAAAUUUGAUGCAAACAGUAACUAAAAGUGUUUGUUAAGUAUUUUUUCCAAUAGCAACACUACUUAUAACACUAUUUCGGCAAUCAGUCUUGCUUUACGGGCCGAAAAUCAUUCCUAGCACCAGCCAAAUAUGUUCCAAUUAUGGCCCAAAAAUACAUUUCGACGGCCAAAGUCUACGUAUUUCCAAUUAAAAAUCUACCGGCCCGCAAUCCACACUGAACGGGCGCAGGCCACACUCAGCUCUCGCCAUCUUACAAAUCCAAUUAAUUUGCUCCAUAAACGAUGUGAAGGGGGUCAAAUGGGAGCGCCACAACAUUACGGCGGUACCAGGCGCGUAGUCCUGCCAGGCGCAAACCGACAGAGCCAACGCUUUUGCUAUCGGCACUGGAAAGCGCACCGGUCACUAGAAGUGUAAUUGAAAUCGAAUUAGUUGAAGCGAACAAACACCCCGAAACUGACUCUGGUGGCAGGACGCGAACCUAACCCAGGGCGAGUGCAGAUAAAUUUUAGAUGAAUCUAAUUAAAAGAUAAAAUCUGUUCGUAGCCCUCUACCGACCGAUACCCUAAUAAUCCGGGGCCUUCGCUCAAGUGGCCACCGUGUUUAGGAACUCGGCAGUGUAUUUUUUUCGUGUUUCACCACACAUUUACAAUCCCAGACAGUGCAACAUAGCGAAGAGAUGGAAAACCAUCUGUCCUCGCGGUUUCUUACCACACCUACCACGUACCAAAAUGGCGCCGCGAAACGUACCAAACUUUAAAAAUUCAAAUAUCGUUUCAAUGUUUUCAACGGCAUUGAAAAGCAUAGAAAAUUGAAAGCUGGCAAAAACACUGGCUGCGCUCAAUGAAAUUAAGUAUAUUCCCAGCCCACCUAUUUUCAUACAAACUUUGUCGUCACCAUCCAGCAAUCGACGGAUGGCAAGUACCCUUUCCUUUCCCUUCCCCUUGGCAGAUGCCAGCUAUAUCAAACGUGAGAGUGAGAUGAUUGCCACCCAUCAAAUUCACGCGCCCCAUUUUCUGUUCUGUUUCUACCACACCCUCCUCUGCCGUGUUCUGCAGCUUCAUCAACCAAAAAACUGAGUUGCCACGCGCAGUCGGGGGGAUAAUUUUCAAUUAUUUACCCUGCUCACGAUGAAGCAAUUAGGAAGAAAUUAGUCAAAAUAAACGAUAAAGUAUUGCUUCAUAAAACAAGGCAGUGUGCCAGUCUGCUGCAGCUUACACUUGGAAACGAGUAAAAGCAUAAACGCACCCGUUCUCGCAAGCCCAGUAAUAAACGGUGCGGAUAGGGAAAACAACGAACAAGUGACACCAUUCGGAAAACCGCAGCCUGCCGUCAAAUUCGACACUCAAAACAGACGGCAAUCAUUUCGUUGCCACGAACGUCGCUUUAAACAGACGAUGCACUUAUCGCGGGUUUUGUCAAACAGCGUAAAAAUCGAGGCGAAAACUUAGGGGGAAAAUGUGGCCACGGAACUGUCAAUUUGCUGACACUGCAAGUUGUAUUUGGGGUGCAGUUGGUGGUACUCUUUCAGCGAAACAUCAGCCACCACAACCGUCCUCCCUAAUGAGAAGCGAAUUUUCUGCACCAACUGUCUCGUAAUUUAGCGCAGCAUCCUUCCAUCAAGUUGGAUCAUUUUCACCGUUUCACCUAUCGGUGAGAUUGUGAGAAAAUUGUGUUUGCUAUUAUUCAUUGAGCUAGGAAUUUUUUACUUCCUUUUUACAUGAGUUCUAUUCUUGCUUCAGAGAUUUUGAAGUGAAGGAGUAACAAACGAAACAAUAACGCAUCAAUGGUUAUCUUUCGAAGCAAUUCUUCGCGAUUGCAGUAGUUUUAAUUCAACACUUUCUGAAUAAUGAUGGGUUUUUCAUUAUGAUUCUUCGCCUAACAAUCGAUGGCAAAGAGAAAGCAAUCAAACAAACCGAUUGUUCUUGGGAAACAAUAACUCAUAUAAUUGGAGACGAAGCGUACGAAGGAAUCACUCGCAAUGAUAAAGCGCAUUUGUAACAUAGUCUAGUGACAAAAAAAAUGAUCAAAAACUAAUCAGAAAUCAAAAUUUACCACUUUUUCAUCAAAUUUCUCAACGCAUUUGUAGCAAUGCAGUACACAACUGAUACGUACACCAGGUCGUAAGUAAUAGAUUGAUUUUCUAUUUCUACCAAUCCUGUCCACAGGCAUGUAAAUAGCAACACCGAAAAUAAAUUAUCUUUACCGUGCACUCGACUCGGAACUGACUUCAUUCCACAAGCUUUGGGAAAAAAGAGACUCUAUAUCGAACACACCGGUCCGUUCCCACACACUACAUCUGUCAUGGGGCGCAAAGUGAGUCUCAAUUCCCUUGACUCGAUCGUCCCAAGCGUGCUUUGCAGGCGCAAAGUGCAAACAGAUGGGUCGCGAUACGUCAUCACCGUGCCACCGGGGCCGCUGGUGGUGAUGAGAAUCAGAAUCAGUUUAUUUUCUUAUUUUCUUCCUACGGACACACGUACACACUUGGUCUUGGGCAGGGAAGCAUAUUUCUUCCAGUGGACAGGGUGACUGGAUGGCUGACACCAAACUCCCCCAAACACAUCCAGGGUCGCAAGGAUAAGCAAGAGAGGCAAGGGAAGGCGAAAUUCUCCCACCGCCGGCGAAUCGAUUGUUACCGCUGUUGCCCUACGCCAUCAUUCUCAAGACGGAAAUUGAUUUCGAUAUUAUAGAUAGACUAGACAAUUCAAUUUCAUCGAAACACCCAGAGGGCUGAGAGACACAGACGAACAUACGCACAUAACGCACGUGUGCCAGACGUUCUUCUAAAAUCUAACAGUCACCCGCAUAAGAAAUGUUGAACAGGAACAGGCAGAGCCGUAAGAGGGUAAGAAAUACCGUGCCGGAAUCGACGGAGCGAAUGAGGGGUGCACGGGUGCAGCAAAAUACAGUUUAAUGGUAUCAUUUCUUCGGCACGGUUGAUGUAGCACCUGGCCAACAGAGCUGAGUCACGGCCGAUCGCCCCCGGGGAAUGGGUCCGUUCCACUCGAAACCAGAAGCCCGGGACACAUUGCAGCAGGGCACACGUUGGUACUUUUGCCUCGGGUACUUGCCCACGCUCCCCAUAUCGGAUUCAUGCUUCAAGCACUCGAACCCUUGUUCGGCAAGGUGACCGGUAUUUUCCCGCACGCUCGUGAGUCAACAUUGCUCGAUAC